CUGCUGCUGCGCACUCCCUGUGUCUGUCUGCCUCCCUCCUCUCCUGCACAGCUCAAGGCAACAACUGCCACUACCACCACUGCUCUCAGAGCGAUGAUGAUGAUGCGCUACGUGCUGCUUGCGUGUGCCUUCUGCGUGUGGUUCGGCUGCGGGUGUGUUGGUGCAGAAAAGGAAGAUAAUCGUUGCAAGGAUGAAGCCAAAAAAGACUGUCCGGCUCCCGAAGAUCCUUCGUCUGCUGAGCCUGCGGAUCCUGGUCCUCGGGGGGCCGAGGGACUUCCUGGUGUUCCUCGUCCACCGGUAAACGGUAUUACUUCGCCUUCCUGCCCGAGCAAGCGUGAUGGCGAGGAGGCGUGCAAAGGCGUUUCACAGAGUGCACACGGUAAAACCGUGUCCGAGGUUACUUGCACUUCGCCUCAGGUAACAACAGAGGGCACUAAGAUUUGUCCGGAGUCCAUGGGCACUAUUUCAGAAGUAAGUGGACAAAUUCCUGCUGUUCCCGGUGCCGGCCUGGGCGGCGAUCCGGAUCCUCGACAGAAGCCGGCCGCUGCUUUGACUUGCAGCACGGAUGAACUUAUUGCUGAAAACGAAGAGGCAUGUAAGACCAGGGCGUCUCAAGGUCUGCAGGUUGGUGUCCCCGCUACCACCGGUGGGACUGGUGGUGGCGGAGGCCCGAAAACACCUGCAGAAUCUCGUGGCCCAGUGUUGGAUGAAGUAGGCGGACAAAUGGGCAGAGACGGAGAAAAUGGUAAGUUGGAGAAUAACCCUGUUGGGUCCUGCUCUGCUGCUUCAGGUGGGGCUACGGAUUGCUCACUUGAUACAUCCCUAUUACAUGCGCAACAACAGCAGAGCAAACUUUCUGAGAAACGCACAGCUGGGGACAUUUUGGGCGAAGAAGAUUCUAAUUUAGUGUCCACCGGUACUCGCGGGGGAAGACAGGACGCCCUAACAGAGAAAGGUGACGCCCCUAACGCUGGCCACGACGGCAACGCUGCCGAUACUUGUGUGAAUGGAAGACAUAAGGAAACAGGUAAAAAUUGUAACCUGAGCGUUACUGACAACACCCUUCAGACUAACCAAAGAAAGGAUGAUGAAAGCCACGCAAAAGAUCCCAAAACACCUGGAGCAAAGGAAGACGCCCCCAUCCCCGACGGUGAUAACACUGCCGCCAUGAGUUCCGGUGCCACACCAUCCGUUCCCCCCGUGCAUGAGGCUGGGAGUGCUGCUUCCGAUCACCGAAAUGGAGAGCCUUCUGAGAGUACAGCUCAGGCUGCAGUUGAACAAAGUGAUGCCGUGCAAUCGCAGACAUCUCCCACCUCUACUUCCACGAGUGCCACAGAAGCCACAAGCAGCAGCCAGCCGA
Messenger RNA from Trypanosoma grayi, 1360 nucleotides. RefSeq lists its product as hypothetical. The transcript has a single exon. NCBI's taxonomy places the organism in Eukaryota, Euglenozoa, Kinetoplastea, Trypanosomatida, Trypanosomatidae. The annotation marks the transcript as partial. The record is from RefSeq and is a predicted model, not a curated record.